AUGGGAAACAUUAUUGUCAUUAGGGAGAAGUGGGAAGAUUUCAUUCUUGCCGCGACCAGUGUUGAAGCUGAGAUUUCCUUAGAGAUGGCCUUGCACGGUCACUAUCGGGGUAAGCUUUGCCACCGAGAGGUUGAUCUUGUGGAGGGUCUUCCCCCUCCCGUAUCUAAAAAACGUGUUGAAGCCGAGAUUUCCUUAGAGAUGGCCUUGCGUGGUCACUAUCGGGGUAAGCUUUGCCACCGAAAGGUUGAUCUUGUGGAGGCUCUUCCCCCUCCCGUAUCUGAAAAACGUAUGCGGGAGCUCGCUGGAUUGCUCUCAGCAGAAGGGGGAAAUAUUGGUUCUUGCAGACCUGCCUCGCCUUCCUAG
This is a messenger RNA of Lactuca saligna, 363 nucleotides long. The record is from the annotation of a GenBank genome assembly. Lineage: Eukaryota; Viridiplantae; Streptophyta; Magnoliopsida; Asterales; Asteraceae.